Messenger RNA from Castor canadensis (American beaver), 774 nucleotides. It is a transcript of the gene Fam220a, whose product is annotated as family with sequence similarity 220 member A. NCBI's taxonomy places the organism in Eukaryota, Metazoa, Chordata, Mammalia, Rodentia, Castoridae. Gene Ontology annotation, biological process: protein dephosphorylation; negative regulation of transcription by RNA polymerase II. The record is from RefSeq and is a predicted model, not a curated record. Gene Ontology annotation, cellular component: nucleus. Gene Ontology annotation, molecular function: STAT family protein binding.
AUGAGGGGCAGAAGCGGCACCCUGGGCACCUGCCUGGCAGAAGCACCGGGGUCGGGAGGCGAUGGCUCGGACACACGGUUGUGUAGCCUUAAGAAAACACAGGAGGGGACCUCAGCACAGGUGCCCUCCCAGGUGCAUCACCCCACGGUCGAUGUCAGUGGAAAGUCACAGAAUGGGAUGUCAUUCUUGGAAAAGAAAAGUGACCCGAGAGAGGCUGAUCUCCUCCUCCACAGCGACAACAAAGUGCUUCUGUAUGCGAAGGAACUGGUGGGAAGAAACUCAGCCUCUGUGGCUGCUCCAAGGAAGGCCGAGGGUCUGUGCGCUGCUUCUGCAGAAAAGUGGCUUGCUGGCAUGUCCCAUGGCAGCAGGGAAGCUCUGGGGAGGGAUUGGCCAGAAAGAGGGCACAGAGUCACGGACAGCCUCAUAGGAGAUGCCUGGGCAUCAGGAUGGCUAGGUCACCCACAACUGUGGGAGGUGGGAGUUGCUAAGGGGGAACCAGCAAGGGCUUUUCCUGAGGGUCAGGGUGCUGAGUUGGGUCUCUCUCACCCACGAUCAGAGCUGUCUGCGAGGCCACACGCCCAUGCUGAAGUUCUCCCGGAGGAAGAGACCAGGUGUGUUUCCUGUGACCUUGUGAAGCUAGUGUUUUCAGAGCAAGCAAUAGGAUACAAGAAAGUGCUUCCAUGUCUAAAAAGUACCUCACUUGCUCCACAGACAACACUGGGGUUACCGGCUCUACGACCUUUCCAGUUAGCAAAUCCCUUAUGCCAGAGCUAA